UGCGGUUCCUUCUCAGCUUUGCUGGCUUCCAGAUGAAACAGCCUGAACACACUCAGUUGAAUCUGAAUGGGAAAGUGUUGUGAGGAUCUGUGACAUGGAUAUACACGCGGUGAUGUUAUUAUUCCUGCUUACAGAGAUCCGUUCAUCGUGCUGUCAUCGGGCUCUGCAGCCUUUUAUGCCAAAUGUCUGCUCAGCACAAGAGAGAAUCAUCACAGCUGAGAAACAGCCAUGUGUAAUGGCUUUUACACACAUGGUGAAGGUUUGGAGGCAAGGAUGCACAGGUCAUGCUUGGUGUAUGGACUAUGAGAGGAGGAUUGCUUACUACAUAGGCUACAGGCCGGUCUACACACAAGAUUUUAAGACUACAUACAAAUGCUGUCCUGGAUGGUCCCAGCUCAAUACAGAGGCGGGCUGCCUCUAUCCUCUCUGCACUUAUGGUGUCUGCUUUAAUGGGGGUGUGUGUACAGGGCGCUUGAAUCAACUGUGUGACUGCCCCGCAGGAUUCAAUGGAUCCAGCUGUCAGUAUGGUGAGUACACAAGUUAUCUGAGCUUUGAACCACAGCUCUAUCUCAUUCUUAUAGUGCUCGGUGAAUGUCAGUUGGCGUGUGUGAUGAAUUUUAACCGACUGUGUUCCAUCAGUGUCACGAUAACACAAAUAAAAGGCUGUUUUUCUUCCUUCCUAUGAUACUCCUGAGAGAGAAUUCAUAAGUCAUGAGUGCA
Messenger RNA from Carassius auratus (goldfish), 720 nucleotides. Its product is annotated as EGF-like and EMI domain-containing protein 1. The transcript is spliced from 4 exons. Bases 95 to 685 code for a protein of 196 amino acids. NCBI's taxonomy places the organism in Eukaryota, Metazoa, Chordata, Actinopteri, Cypriniformes, Cyprinidae. Gene Ontology annotation, molecular function: protein binding. The record is from RefSeq and is a predicted model, not a curated record.